Fusarium vanettenii 77-13-4 is the source of this 1389-nucleotide messenger RNA. RefSeq lists its product as uncharacterized. Gene Ontology annotation, cellular component: plasma membrane. Gene Ontology annotation, biological process: dipeptide transport; transmembrane transport; tripeptide transport. NCBI's taxonomy places the organism in Eukaryota, Fungi, Ascomycota, Sordariomycetes, Hypocreales, Nectriaceae. Bases 1 to 1389 code for a protein of 462 amino acids. The record is from RefSeq and is a predicted model, not a curated record. The transcript has 7 exons. Gene Ontology annotation, molecular function: allantoate transmembrane transporter activity; dipeptide transmembrane transporter activity.
AUGGACGCCGAACUGAAGAAGAACAUUGACAUGGCUGUCAGCUCAGACACGGGUGAAGGUCAGGUCGAUGUUCCGAGUCCUGCCAAAUGCAGACAAGUGCGGAUCAAGACGGACUUGGUUGUCAUGCCUUUGAUCACUAUUUCCAUGACACUCGCAUUCCUCGACAAGAAUGCUUUGGCCUAUGCAGCCAUCUACGGUCUUAAAGAGGACACGAACCUGAAGAAGCAAGAUUACAGCUGGCUUGGUAGCAUCUUCUACUUCGGUUACCUCUUUAUGGAAUUUCCCAACCUUUGGAUCAUCUGCAAGUUCCCAGCUCGCAAGUACAUGGGAGCCUGCCUCAUGGCGUGGGGAAUCAGUCUUGGUCUGAUGUCCGUCUGCCACAACUUUGCUGGACUGGCAGUGAUCCGGUUUCUCCUCGGAGCUUUCGAGGCUAGCAUGCUUCCGUGUCUCAUCUUGGCAAACACUUUUGCGGGUGUCUUUGGAUGCAUCCUGAGCUAUGCCAUUGGCCGGAUUAAUGGAAGCCUGUCAACUUGGAAGUACAUCUUUAUCAUCUACGGAGCAUUUACUCUGGUUGUGGGAAUCGCGGUAUUCUUCUUGCUGCCCAGCUCGCCCGCCAAGGCUUGGUUUCUCAACGAUGAACUCAAGUCAGUAGCUACGCUCCGACCCGCUUCGAACCAAACCGCAACAGAAGUGAGCGCCAAACUCCGUUGGGGACAAAUCGGUGAAGCUCUCAAGGACACCAAGUACUGGUGCCUAGCCAUCUUCUUCAUCGCCCAGUCCAUCACCAACGCCGGAACCACAAACUUCAACCCCCUCAUCAUCUCCGGUUAUGGAUUCUCGCAGGCCAGGACUGUCCUGAUGGCAACUCCCCAGGCCGCUGUUGCUAUGGCUGCUCAAGCAUCUAUGACUGCCGUCACACUUUUCAUACCCAACAUGCGUUGCAUCUUCUGGGUCAUCUCUAGUGGCAUCGCCAUGGCUGGCGCUAUUAUGGUCAAGACUUUGGAUCCUGUGGCCAACAGAAACGCUUCUCUUGCUGGAGUCAUGGCUCUCAGUCUCCCGUCCUCAAACGUCACCAGAAUGACAAAGAAGAGUUUUGUCUCGAUCUCAGCAGCUUGCUUUUACGCGAUCGGUAACAUCGUCGGACCCCAAUUUUUCCUCGACAGCCAACGCCCUCACUAUAGCAUCGGCAUCGGCGCAAUGCUGUGCGGUUUCGCAGUAAUGAUGAGCACCGGCACUCUUUAUUUCAUCAUCUACGCUAUCGAGAACAAGCGCCGUGGCCGAAAGAGCGGCGCCGUAGACUCCGAGGGCACUCGGGUCACGGCUGGUCUCGAUGCCAUUCGAGAUGACCUCACUGAUAAGGAGAAUAAGAACUUCCGCUAUACUUAUUAA